AUGUCACAUAGCAGCCUAAUUAGCCCAGAAACACAGAGAGAGAGAGAGAGAGAGAGAGGAAGAGAUGGAGGGAGAGAGGGAGAGAGGGAGAGAGAGAGAGACGGAGAGAUAAAGAGAGAGAGAGGAAGAGAUGGAGGGAGAGAGGGAGAGAGGGAGAGAGGGAGAGAUGGAGGGAGAGAGGGAGAGAGGAAGAGAAGGAGGGAGAGAGGGAGAGAGACGGAGAGAAAGAGAAGGAGAGAAGGAGAGAAGGAGAGAGGGAGAGAGGAAGAGAGGAAGAGAAGGAGAGAGGAAGAGAGGGAGAGGGAGAUAAGAAGGGGUAGGGGAUGGAUUGGGGGCAUUAUACUAUAAUAAUAUUUGCUUCUUUAAGAUGGCAUACAGGCUUUCAACCUUGGUUCUAGAGUAGAUUACUGGGGAAAAUUUUAUGAUAAAUAGUCAACCUUUAUUGGAAAAGCACAACAUCCUUUAACAUGGAGAAGGAUAUCUACUUUGAUAUAGAGACAACUACAACAUUAGGUAUAUACAAUAGGGCAAAGAGAUCCGGCCAUUCUCAAAUGAAGAGGUCCAACAACCCACAAGCAAUGCCUCUGAUGCCAUCUCCUCGUACAGCAUUUUGACUACUCCUCCACUACUCAUCCCACCAUCUCCAGCAUAGUUCUUUCCAAGAGCACGUCAAACCUCUUCUCCUCUUCAAAAAUUUCAAAUUCCUUUGCUCUUUGAAAUGUUACCAUUUUUAGAAAAGUUAAAAUGUGGUCCACCCAUUAAAGAAUAUUUAUUUUAUAAAAUUUAAAAGUAUUAAAUUGAAUUUAUUCUCGAUCUAUAUCGAUAAUGCAUAGAACAAUGAGCUACCACCUCCACAUAGCAAUGAGUGAGAAGCCAUCUAUGAGAAUGCAUAGAACAACUAAGAAAAUAUGAGGACACCACGUGUUGUUGAGAUGCAUGUUCAAGAGCUUCAAAGUUCACUCUAUUCAAGUUAUAGAUAGAUGAAGAAGAGGGGAAGAUUCAUGUGCAUUGUAAUCUUGAUUUCUCUCUUUAAAAUUUCUUUGUUUUUUCAUGCCUUAAUUUGAACAAGAAGCCUUCUGUUGUGUUUGGGCUUAGUGGGCUGGGUUGUCUUGUGUAAUAGCUUGUCGAGAUUGGGUCACUCUCCUUAUUAGGCCUCAAUGACUAAUUGUGAUGGGUCACACUACAAUUCUAGGCAUCAAUGGCUUUUUCAGCUUAGGGCUGCACAGCGAAUUGGGCUUCACUAGUUCAUUACUUAUUGGAUUGCCUCCAUUUGGUUUGAAUAUGAGGCUGAACCUCCAAGUUUUUAGGCCAACCCUUUAUGAUUAUGUUAUUGAACUAAAGGUGCAGGAUUACGUGGGCUACUUCUUAGCAGGCCAUGCUUGUCCACUUCCUUGGGCUGAUUUUGGGACACUAAUUAUAGAAAAAAUUAUCCAUGCAUUAUUAAAGUAUAUAAAAUUGUAACUUUAAUAUUUUGUCAUUCAAACUUAAUCCAAAUCAACUCAAAGAAGGAAAAAAAAAGUAGACACAUUGAAUCUAAUUUCAGUGUGAAUCAUCAUAACUUUAGUGACUUAUAAAAUUUUAACUUAUUUUUAAAUUAAUAUUCAUCAAUAUUAUGAAACUUUUGGGCAGAAAUUUCAAUAAGUCGGAUUUAAUUGAUUAGUUCAACAUCUAGAAUAAUGAAAAAUAUUGAUCUCGCAUCAUAAACAUUUAGUACAUUGGAUAAUAUUUUAUAAAUAUAUUUUACUUCAAUAAUUCUUGAUAAAUCUGAAGCGUUAGUAUUGCUUUCAGUCAAUUGUAAUUUUUAUAAGUAUUACAUUUUCCAUAAUAAUAAUAAUAAAUUAAUAAUUUCAACAAAAAAAACCAUUCAUAUUUCAUGAAUAUAGGACUCAAAUACCUGCCUUGAAUUUUAAUUUAAAUAUUUAAAAUCAUUCUUUUGUAUUCUUUACGAAUUUUGAACCUAAUUAAUUCAUUUUUAAAAUAAAUUUGUCUAAUUCAUGUGUGGUAAGCAACUAUCAUAAUUCGAUGUAUUAUUUAUCAUGUGAGUAUUUAUCAUCAUUAUAGUUUUAUUUAAUUAAUGCUCCAACAGUAGUGACUACUAAACACGUUGAAUAAAAUAACACAGCAUCAUCAUCAUAGAACCAAGCUGAAGAAUGGUACAAAAGAUCUCCAAAUUUUGAAUUAAAAAAAUGGGGAAGUCUUAUGCCUAUUAUUGCUAAUUGUGUCUCCUGAAAAAUUUGUAUCCUUACAUGGGAAUAGAGCUGGCCAAUUUCUAACCUUGGCUAAUAAAAAUUUAAUGCGUUUUGACCAUAAUAAGAGGUCCAAUAAGUUUUAGAUUGCCCACAAAGAAGCUUUGAGCAUUGACCUGUGUAUCAAAGUAUGGAUGUGUCCAUGAACUCCACUCCUACUACAUUUUAGAUCCGGUCUUUGUCAGUGCACGCUAAUAAUACGACGACAGAUUAAAAGAGAUUAUACACAUGAUUUACUAUUUCUGAAUCUAAAUCUGAUUUAUGAUUCUAAGGAAUUUGGAACCUAAGAAUCCAAAUAUGAAUUUCUUGGUGUCAUAGAUCGUGGACCGUGACGCAGUUGAUAAACGACUUUUCGGGUCAAUCACAACCAUCAUCGUAGAAGAUUUCGAGAAAGAGAGAGAAAAUCAAGGUUUGCACAGGCCCUCUUGAUGACGGCUUCUGCAUCAUCCACCCCAGAGGUGAUCCUCUUUGUCUCUUCUCUGGCACCUCAUCAUCCUUCGCUCCGACGAGGGUGUCCGAUAAGGCCGAAGCCUUGAAGGAACGAGCGGAGAACAGGAGCAUCCUUCCUGGAAUGGCAUCGAGAGGCGGCUAUCGGCUGCACCGCCAGGGUUUCUGACCCGACGAAUGUUGGUUGGACAAACCCAACAUAUCUGACAAAGUCCGGCGAAUGACGACUACGAGCGUAGCUCCCCCUCAGUGCCAACAAGAACAACAGCCACUACUGCUACUCCUCCCAUGGAGGAAGAGGAAGUAAGGAUAUGAGCCUAUCAAACGUUCUCAUGUGGUGCAGAGCUAAGUCAACCAACCCAAAACCAUAAGCUUUGAGUAAAAAAAGUACAUUUUUAAGGUUACUGAUUUAUCUUAGUAUUAACUAAUAUCAGAUUAUUAUCAAUUCAUAAAUAUGGUGCAAGCAAUCCUAGAACAACCAUUGUUUCUGAUAUCAUGUUAAAUCUAUUAGAUUGUCUUACUCACAGUUAAACGGGGGGGGGGGGCAGGGAGGUUUGGGCGAUGUCAUCACAUCUUUAUAAUUAUAGAUUUACUUUUAUAAUAAUGGAUGCAAAUAUUAUGCUUGAAAUUUCCUUUCAUUGAAAAUAAUUAGUACGAAUGAUAUCAAAAAGUCCUGGGGCUACUCUAUCACCAUCAAGCUUUCUUGGUGAAAGACCACCUAGAGGAACCUUUGGUUGCUCCAAUGGAGGUUUCUCUUGACUUUCACUUCGAACAAAAACUGAAGGCAUCUCUCUUGAAAGUAUCUCCUUCCAAAAUAAUACUAUGUGAGUGGAUGGAAAGACUCAACUGGCUUGGUUCCUAUUGAGCUUAUUGUGGCAUGAAGCUUAAAAUUAUAGUAGAUAUACGCUUAUAAUAACAUAUUUUCCUUUAGUAUUAAUUAAAAAGGGGCUACUUUGGCCGUUCUUGGGGAACAGAAUUAAAUUCAGAUGCCAAAGUUAAUGCUCAGAAAGGACACUCGUGCUGUGUGCUACAGAAACCAGGACACAGAGUUAGAAGCAUUGAUCUGUCCGUCCGCGGUCAUGCAUAAAAGCAGGGGCCAACAUUUAUGACGGUUGGUGGGUGCAUGUUACCUUCACAGUUUUCUUGCCCAGGAUCCCUGAGAUUGUUCUCAACGAGAUGAAGGCUUGUGCAGCAGUGGAUUUGAUGAAAGCCUAGGCUUUGAAAGAAGGAUCCUUUGAGAUGGAAAAUCCUGCAGCUCUCCUCUAUCUCCCUCUCUCCGUCAGCCGGUCGCCUCCCCUGCUCACUUUCAUCCCCUCUUUCCCCUCACUCUCUGCCGCUCGUCCUCUUUUGCUCCCCUCUCCUGAUCUCUCUUCCUGCACUAGCCUGUCUCCUCUUUCACGUUUUUCAAUCCCUUCUAAAUCCUCCCCAUCUCCGCCCUUUCCCUUUCUGUUCAGAGCUGGCACGCCAAGCCACGCCACGGCCACCACCCGCGAACCUCCUCCAAUCUUCACCGACGUAGUGGGGGAGAGGAGAGAAAGGGAGAGAGCUGUGGGACGAGGGAAAGCAAUGAAGGCCCUGCAGGUGGCCAUUUCAGCCGUCGAGUGCUACCUAGGUCCCAAGAAGAAGAAAUUGUUGCGAGCAGUCAUAGUGGAAAAAGUUGGAUCACAUAUUUACAUCAUUUUCUCAGAAAACUUUAUCAAUUUCACGAAAAUCAAGAGCAGAAAUUAUCCUGCUAUAUUACUAAAAAACUCUUACAUUUCCUGUUCUCCGAACAAUAACCUCUUCUGAAAACAAUUAUCCAUGGCGAGAAUGUCCUCCCUCUGGAGUUGGAGGAGAUGAAAGAGGUUGGGUCAAAGUUGAGGUCUCUCUGAGAGCAGCUCCCAAGCUGGAGAUCGCUUUCAGAGCGACUCAUAAACAUUUAGUGAGUGGCAUCGAGACAGCCUUAACUGAUCCAAAAUCGCUUCAAGAUAGACCUAAUCAUUUUAAUGAGAACCGCACGAGAUUAUCGAAUUAAAGCUCCGUAAGUGAAGCCAUUUAAAACUUUACGCGACACCCCCCUUUAUAGAGUGAGUUGCUAAAUCGGUUGGUGGUUGUAGCGGAUACUUCUGAUUGCCACCGCUCAUAUCCCAUGAACCUAAUCUACAUUGCCAGUUGGAUCAUGUGGACCAGGAAGGAUCUCCCAGAAACCAACCACUUGAAGCCACGUAUAAUUCAGACAAUCCCAAUCAAGCUCAUCCAAAUCACGUACAAUCAUUUUCUAAUACCUAGCCCAAGAGAUAUCCGAUGGAAGUAACAAAUGGUUGACUUGCAUGUGUCUUAUAAAACGAAAUUUACACGGGGCCCAAUUAUCAUCCAAAAUGAGAGCCAAUUUAAUGACUAAAGUAUUUUAGAAUAUUGAUCACACAUUCAUUAGUAGAGCAUUGAACCUAGAAUAAGUUGAAAAAUGUGGAAUAAAUCUAAUCUUGUUCCAAAAUUUCUAGUUUUAGAGUAAAUUAGAAGUGGGUGGGAUGAACGUACCUAUCAACCAUAUAAUAUACGGAAGAACCAAGAAAUCUAGUGAUAAAUGGAAGCUAGAAGAUUGGCUGCUAAAUAUUUGUAAAUAUUACACUUGGAAGUACUGUAAAUCUCAUGUAUCCUAAAAUUUUUCAAAUAUUCAUUUUUUAUUCUAAUAUUUUAAUUUAAAGUUUUCUUAAGAUCGAUUUAGUUACAUCUAAUUGACACAAAACAAGUAAACUGUAGAAUAGUUUCUCUUAAAUAAUGUUUUUAGUGAUUGUAGUGGCUUUGCCCAUUUUUUCAUUGUUAAUGACUCAGACUCUAUUUUUUAUCACGAGUUAAAAUUACUAAAACAGAUUUUUAUUGAUUUUUUUUAA
Messenger RNA from Spirodela intermedia, 5563 nucleotides. NCBI's taxonomy places the organism in Eukaryota, Viridiplantae, Streptophyta, Magnoliopsida, Alismatales, Araceae. The record is from the annotation of a GenBank genome assembly.